AUGAAAGGUUGGGGAGUAUUUGAGAUUGACAUCAAUCGCGACCAGCUUAUUGCCAACACCGUGCUGGUCGUGAUUGCCACGAUCCUGGUGAUACUGCGGUUCAUAUCCCGUCGCAUCCGGGAGAGCAAGAUCUGGUGGGACGAUGUACUGUGUAUUGUCGCGUCCCUGCAUCUGUUUGCUCUGCUGGCCGUGGAGUACUACUGGGCCCAUAUUGGAAUGCGGCGCCUCAUCACGGCCAUUCCGAUGGAGAACACCGUUAUGCUGUACAAGACGCUUAUAGUCUACCAGAUUCUAUACUACGAUGCCAUGGUCUGCACCAAAAUUAGCUAUCUGUUUUUCUAUCUGCGAAUAUUCGUCUCGAAGGAGUUUCGCCUCGCAACAUGGAUCUGCAUGAUGUGCGCAGCGGCGUACUGGCUCGGUGCCAUUCUCCAGGUCUUUCUCUUGUGCCAGCCGUUCGAGAAGAACUGGAACCCGACCAAACCGGGGCAUUGUGCGAAUCAGAACAUCGCAUUCUCGACCAUUGGCGCCUUCAACCUAUUGACAGACCUUAUGAUCGUAUUUCUGCCAGUACGAUUCAUUUGGCAGCUCCAAAUGAACCUUGCAACCAAGUUGGCUCUGUUCAGUAUUUUCGGCCUGGGACUCUUCAUUGCAUCCAUCACCAUCAUCCGCAUUCGCGUCCUCACCACCACAGACUUCAGCGACCUCCCCUACAACAUGAUCUGGGCCGCAUUCUGGAGUGUCACUGAGCCCGCGCUUGCGAUCGGAAACUCCUGCGCGCCGAUGCUUCGACCAGUGGUGAAAGCGAUCUUCCCCAACUUAUUCCUCAGCGACAAGGUCGACUACUACGGAAACUCGUUGCCAGUGAGCGCCCCACGAAACCUCAAGGUCGACCGAGCAAAGCAAGGCACUGAGGCGGAUGGCGAGAUCCCCCUCACACGAAUGGAGGACGCUUCACACUCAAUAUCCAUGUACGAUGGCUCUACGCACGAGGGCUCGCAAGAUGGAUGCGAGGCCUCCUUCUCCCAUAGGCCCAAGGCAGAACACCCUGUAUGA
Penicillium chermesinum is the source of this 1053-nucleotide messenger RNA. RefSeq lists its product as uncharacterized. Bases 1 to 1053 code for a protein of 350 amino acids. Lineage: Eukaryota; Fungi; Ascomycota; Eurotiomycetes; Eurotiales; Aspergillaceae. The record is from RefSeq and is a predicted model, not a curated record. The transcript is spliced from 2 exons.